This is a messenger RNA of Candidozyma haemuli, 957 nucleotides long. RefSeq names its product Nrm1p (gene NRM1). Bases 1 to 957 code for a protein of 318 amino acids. The transcript has a single exon. The record is from RefSeq and is a predicted model, not a curated record. NCBI's taxonomy places the organism in Eukaryota, Fungi, Ascomycota, Pichiomycetes, Serinales, Metschnikowiaceae.
AUGUCUUCCAACAGAGUGGCGUUGGCCUCCAUCAAUACCAAUAUCGAUAGUCCCAAACCACAGAAGCAUAGACUUCAACGGUUGGGCGGUGGCUCUGGGAUCGCCAAAAGUGACGAUUCAAACUCGGGCUCCUUGCCGGGAUCGUUGCCUUUGACUCCAUCCACAACGCCCAAGUUGGCUCUUUCCAAAACCACGUCUUCCAUCGUCCCGCUGGCGUGCCUGGCGCCUCCAGCGAGAAAAACAGAGAGCUUCUCCAACUAUAGAAUCACACAUGGCAAGAACGUCAAGGCUGACUUGGCGGCCACCAAGUUGAAGCUCCGCUUGCAAUUGGCGUUUUACAAGCUCAAGGCUCAGAAGGAUUCGUUACACGUUAGACAGACGCCUGAGAUCACCGUGUCGCCAACGGUAAACGAGAGUGAAAGCGAGCCUCGUACGUUUCUCUCGGCAGCCAAUGUCAACUUGCAAAAACCAAGAACCGUGUCGGGCCCUUCUUUGAAUACCGUGGCGUCUAAUAAAGUAUCAAAGAAGAAACCUUCAAAGACGGCGUUGCGUUUAUACCACAUCAAACCCACGUCUUCUUUCCACAAUGCCUAUCCACAGCAGCUCCCGCUCAGCGCCACAAGCUGUAGCGGCUCGCAGCGGCUUCCUCCCGUGCACAAGAUCUUAAAGACGCCCAUCAAAACAACCACACGCAACUUGGUCCAGCUGUUGUACGGCAACAACAACGGCCACAUGGGAGUCGGUUCUUUAUCUAACUUCCACUUGUCGAAAACGACUCAUGGUGAAAAUGCUAACAGCGACGAAACUAUCGACGACUCUGUCGACGACACAUGCACCGAUAUCCGUAAGAAGAAUGACAUCUUGGGCUCCUCUCCUUCCAGAUUCGGCACAUUCAGCACCCCUAACAGCUUCUCGGUCGCUAAAUCCUUAUUGCAGCUCGGACUGGGGUAUUACUAA